Messenger RNA from Schistosoma turkestanicum, 360 nucleotides. Lineage: Eukaryota; Metazoa; Platyhelminthes; Trematoda; Strigeidida; Schistosomatidae. The record is from the annotation of a GenBank genome assembly.
AUGAUUACCUUCACAUUAUACAUUACUUUAGUGUACACAGUUCUCAGUGUAUACUCUGACAUUUUGCCAUUCACGGAUCCGGAGAACAUAUUUGGAAAAUUUCCUCCUCAAGCUCAUCCAAAAUUCAUAUUUCCAUUUCUCACAUAUGACGAUCAACGUGCAAACAUGCCAAAAAAACCUACAACCCCUGCUCACAACGAUGAACUUCCAGAUUUUCCACUUAAAAAGUUAAAUGAAGAACAGCGACCACUUCGUAAACUUUUAGAAAUUCUCAACUCUGGACCAGCUUUACCUAUGCCGUUAGUGAGCCCAAUAUACUACUUGUUUGAAGUUAUCAUAAGAACUAUAAAAUCACUUUAA